CAUCAAUCUGCCGGAGAGCGGAGCCCUCAGCUUCCUCAAUACUGAUGGUGAAUAGCAGCUGCUGCGGUAACGGGAGGAGGAGCAGUAGCCGCAGAAGGAGACCCGACAGCGGUAGCACAGCGGUAGUUUGGGAUUCAGCUUUCUAUCUUUUCACACCGACUUGUAACAUCGGAGAUCCCUAAAACAGAGAGCGGGGAAAGGGACAAAAAUAAAGAAAGAUGGCGGCCGCGGCCUCGCCGGGCUCCUGCUCGUCCACCUCCUCAGACUGGAUUGUACUGAGAGACGGUUGUCUACGUUGCGACGAGGAGGGCCUGCGCAGCCUUUCCUAUCACCCGGCCCUCAACGCUAUCCUGGCCGUGACGAGCCGGGGCAGCAUCAAAGUCAUCGACGGCACUUCGGGGGCCAUACUCCAGGCCUCGGCUUUGCACGCGAAACCUGGAGGUCGCGUGAGGUGUCAGUACUUCCCGGCCGUGGACAAGGUCCUGUUCGUGGACGACUACGCGGUGGGCUGCAGGAAGGACCUGAACGGCAUCCUGCUCCUGGACACGGCGCUGCAGGCACCGGUCUCUAAGCCGGAGGACGUGGUCCAGCUGGAGUUACCCGUAACGGAGGCCCAGCAGAUGCUCUCAGCCUGCUUGGAGAAGGUGGACGUGUCCAACACGGAGGGAUACGACGUGUUCAUCACGCAGCUGAAGGACGGGUUGAAAAAUACCUCACACGAGACGGCAGCAAAUCACAAAGUGGCCAAGUGGGCAACGGUAACGUUCCAUCUUCCACACCACGUGCUAAAGCUGGUUGCCAGUGCCAUCGUGAACGAGCUGAAGAAGAUUAACCAGAAUGUUGCUGCCUUGUCUGUGGCCUCGUCCAUCAUGGACAGGCUCUCCUACCUCUUACCAAGCGCUCGGCCUGAGCUGGGCGUGGGCCCCGGACGCUCUGUAGAUAGAUCAUUAAUGUACAGUGAGGCAAACAGGAGAGAAACGUUUACAUCGUGGCCCCACGCGGGCUACCGGUGGGCCCAGCCCGACCCCAUGGCGCAAGCAGGAUUUUAUCACCAGCCUGCCUCCACGGGGGACGACCGGGCCAUGUGCUUCACCUGCAGCGUCUGCCUGGUCUGCUGGGAGCCCACAGACGAACCCUGGUCGGAGCACGAGCGACAUUCCCCCAACUGUCCGUUUGUGAAGGGCGAGCACACGCAGAACGUCCCGCUGUCCGUCACCCUGGCCACCAGCCCCGCCCAGUUCCCCAGCGCCGACGGCUCGGACAAGAUCGCCUGCUACGGUUUCGGCAGCUGCCCGCACUUCCUGGCGGCCGCCACCAAGCGGGGGAAGAUCUGCAUAUGGGACGUGUCCAAGCUCAUGAAGGUCCAUUUGAAAUUUGAAAUCAACCCGUACGACCCGGCGAUCCUGCGGCAGCUGAUUUUGUCGGGGAGUGAGCAGGGCCCGGGGACGGAGUCCAGGCGGCCGACGUUAGCCUGGUUAGAGGACUCUUCCAGCUGCUCGGAUAUACCAAAACUGGAGGGAGACAGCGAUGACCAGCUGGAAGACUCGGACAGCGAAGAGCAUUCCAGAUCAGAGUCUGUGACAGGGCACCCGUCCCAGAAGGAGAGCAUGGAGGUGAACCUGGGCGUGACGGCGCUCAGCAUCCUGCAGCAGCCCGAGAAGCUGCAGUGGGAGGUGGUGGCGAGCGUGCUGGAGGACACGGUCAAGGACCUGGAGGAGCUGGGCGCCAACCCCUCGCUGGCCCAGGCCAAGGCCGACAAGGCCAAGGAGAAGCCGGCCGAGCACCACAACAUUCCCUUCCCGUGCCUGCUGGCCGGGGGGCUGCUCAGCUACCGCUCGGCCGCCACCUCGCCCCUCGGCGCCCCGCCGCGCCGCCCGCUGGACUGCCUGGGCAGGACUCAGGGCCCCGAGCCCUCCGCCGAGCAGGCGCCCAUGGAGAUUGAGGCCUGCAGCCCGGCGGAGCUGGGCCCGACCCCGGCGGCGCGCAGGACUAUGCCCGUGCUCCUGCUCUACAGCAUCAAGGAGUCGGACGAGAAGUCGGGCAAGGUGUUCGCCCAGAUGAACAACCUGAUGAGCAAGAGCCUGCAGGAGGACGGCUUCACCGUGCCGCAGAUCAUCGAGAUGGAGUUCGACACGCACGAGCAGCUCCUGCUGCAGGACCCGCCCAUCACCUACAUCCAGCAGUUCGCGGACGCCGCCGCCAACCUGGCCGCCCUGGACGGCGACAAGUGGAGCUCGCUGGCGCCCAAGCCCGGCGCGCUGGUGCAGUGCCUGCGGCUGCCCAAGCCGCUGGAGGAGGAGAACCUGUACGUGGACUCGGUCACGCCGUGCACUGACGGCGUCCACCUGCUGGUGGGCCUCCAGUCCUGCUCGGUGGAGUCGCUGAGCGCCAUCAACCAGGUGGAGGCGCUCAACAACCUCAACAAGCUGCACUCGGCGCUCUGCAGCCGGCGCAAGGGCGAGCUGCAGCCGCUGCCGGGCCUGGCCAACGGGGCGGGGCUGCGCGCCAAGCCCCACGAGGGGCACGCCGGCGCCGCCGCCCCCACGCCCCUCAUCCUGCCGCCCGAGCAGCAGCAGCAGCAGCGGGCGCCGGGCGGCGGCUACCUCGUACUGUACAAGCUCAACUACUCCACCCGCAUCGUCACGCUGGAGGAGGAGCCCGUCAAGGUGCAGCACAUCCGCGACCCCAAGGACGCCAUUACCUCACUCAUCCUGCUGCCGCCCGACGUGCUGGACGGCCGCGAGGACGACGGCGACGAGGCGCUGGAGGAGACGCCGCCGGGCCUGAAGAACGGCAGCUCGACCGGCGGCGGCGGCGGCGGCCCCCCUGCCGGCUUGGGCGGGGGCGGCGGCGGCGGUGCCAGGGAGAAGCGGGCGGACGGCGCCGGCCUGGGCCACCUGGUGGUCACCACUCAGGGAGGGUACAUCAUGAUCCUGGAGCUGUCCAGCCUGGAGGUCCUGGCCAAGGUCGAGCCGCCCAAGAAGGAGGGGUCCGAGGAGCCCGACCCCUUCGUCUCGGUCACCUACUGCUCCGGGACCGACCGGCUCUGCGCUUGCACUAAAGGUGGAGAACUUCAUUUCCUUCAAAUUGGAGGUGUGUGUGACGAUAUUGACGACGGUGACAUAUUUGUCGAUGGCCCCCUUUCUAAAGGGGCAGAGCAGCUGUCGGAAGGGACGAAACCGUCCUCCAACCCCUCUAGUCCGGGAAUCACAGGAGUUGACCUCCUGGUGGACCAAGCGCUGGGCGUGGAGAGCCUGACGUCGCUGGUGGAGCUGACGCGCUUCGAGACGCUGACGCCGCGCUUCUCGGCCACGGUGCCGCCGUGCUGGGUGGAGGUGCAGCAGGAGCAGCAGCAGCGGCGGCACCCGCAGCACCUGCACCAGCAGCACCACGGCGACGCCGCCCAGCACACGCGCACCUGGAAACUGCAGAGCGACAGUUCCAGCUGGGACGAGCAUGUGUUCGAACUGGUCUUGCCCAAAGCCUGCAUGGUGGGCCAUGUGGACUUCAAAUUCGUCAUGAACGCCAACAUUGCCAACAUUCCUCAGAUCCAGGUCACCCUGCUGAAGAACAAGGCCCCGGGCCUGGGCAAGGUCAACGAGACGGCGGUGGACAGGCAGAUCUGCUUCCCCCUGUCCCACGUCCUGCAUGCCAAUGGGGAGAGGAACGGCCAGCCUCUGCUGCACGACUUCACAGAGGACAUCCAGUUCAUGGACGUGGAAGAGAUGCCAGGGUCAAGACUUUGCUCCUUUUUGGAAGAACAUAAGGAGGACAUCCUGUGUGGGCCUGUGUGGUUAGCCAGUGGGCUGGACCUCUCUGGCCAUGCUGGGAUGUUGAGUCUAACAAGCCCAAAGCUAGUCAAAGGUAUGGCGGGCGGAAAGUACCGCUCCUUCCUGGUGCACAUCAAGGCGGUGAGCGACAAGGGCGCGGAGGAGAGCCCCCGGCCGGUGGUGAGGAUGCCCACCGCCAAGCCGCAGAGCAGCAAGGCGCACUCCCUGUCCUCCCUGCUGCAGAGGGCGCAGACCACCAAGGAGAAGGCCUCCACUUCCAAGGCGGAGCCUCCCCCCGCCUCGAAAAAGCCGGACAACCUCCGUGGCUGUGAUCUCCUCCAGGAGGUGUCAGUGACAAUCCGGAGGUUCAAGAAAACCUCCAUACCCAAAGAAAGAGUCCAGCGCUGUGCCAUGCUGCAGUUCCCAGAGUUCCACGAGAAGCUGCUGAACAGCCUGUGCAAGAGGACGGAGGAGCGCCCGGUGACCGAGCACUCCCAGAGCCUGGUCCUGGACAUCCUGUGCUGGCUGGCCGGGGUCUAUUCCAAUGGACCCUGCAGCCUGAGGGAGGGCAAGGAGGGGCUGCUGACGAAGACGCGCAAGCGGCUGACGGACAUCGUGCGGGUGUGCUUCUUCGAGGCCGGCCGCAGCAUAGCCCACAAGUGCGCCCGCUUCCUCGCGCUCUGCAUCAGCAACGGGAAGGGGGACCCCAGUCAGCAGGGGUUUGGCUCGGCGCUGCUGAAGGCUCUGCUGGACAACAUGCCUUACCUGCCCGCGGCAGCGACGGGGGGCUCGGUGUUCUGGUACUUCGUGCUGCUGAACUACGUGAAGGACGAGGACCUGGCGGGCUGCAGCACGGCCUGCGCCGCCCUGCUCACCGCCGUGUCCCGGCAGCUGCAGGACCGGCUCACGCCCCUCGAGGCUCUGCUGCAGACCAGAUAUGGCCUGUACAGCUCUCCCUUUGACCCAGUCUUAUUUGACCUGGAGGUCAGUGGCUCCUCCUGCAAGAACGCCUUCAACAGCAGCAUCGGCGUCCAGUCCGACGAGAUCGACCUCUCCGACAUUCUCUCAGGGAAUGGUAAGGUAAGCAGCUGUGCGGCAGCGGAGGGGAGCUUCACCGCCCUCACGGGGCUCCUGGAGGUGGAGCCGCUGCACUUUACUUGCGUCUCCACUAGUGACGGUACUAGGGUGGAGAGGGAUGAUGCAAGUAUGUUCACCGUGAGCACGUUCGGGGUGACCCCGACGGUGGGCGGGCUGUCGGCCGGCACGGUGGGGGAGGCGUCGACGGCGCUGAGCUCGGCGGCGCAGGUGGCGCUGCAGUCCCUGUCCCACGCCAUGGUGUCUGCGGAGCAGCAGCUGCAGGUGCUGCAGGAGAAACAGCAGCAGCUGCUCAAGCUUCAGCAGCAGAAGGCCAAACUGGAGGCCAAGCUGCACCAGACCACCUCGGCAGCAGCAGCCGCGGCGUCAGCGGUGGGGCCCAUCCACAACUCGGUGCCUUCCAACCCCUCCACCGCCCCCGGCUUCUUCAUCCACCCUUCCGACGUCAUCCCCCCCACGCCCAAGACCACGCCCCUCUUCAUGACGCCGCCCCUGACCCCGCCCAACGAGGCCGUGUCGGCUGCCAUCAGCGUGGAGCUGGCCCAGCUCUUCCCCGGCUCCAUCAUCGACCCGCCCCCCGUCAACCUGGCCGCGCACAACAAGAACACCCACAAGGCCAAGCCGAACCCGAUGGGGAGCGGACUGGCGCUGGCCAUCUCCCAGGCCUCUCACUUCCUCCAGCCCCCUCCACACCAGUCCAUCAUCAUCGAGCGCAUGCACUCCGGAGCCCGGCGAUUCGUCACGCUGGACUUUGGCCGGCCCGUCCUGCUGACGGACGUGCUGAUCCCCACCUGCGGCGACCUGGCGUCCCUCUCCAUCGACAUCUGGACGCUGGGCGAGGAGGUGGACGGGCGGCGGCUGGUGGUGGCCACCGACAUCAGCACGCACUCGCUCAUCCUGCACGACCUCCUGCCGCCCCCCGUCUGCAGGUUCAUGAAGAUCACUGUGAUUGGGCGCUACGGCAGCACCAACGCCCGGGCCAAGAUCCCGCUGGGCUUCUACUACGGCCACACCUACAUCCUGCCGUGGGAGAGCGAGCUGAAGCUGAUGCACGACCCCCUGCGGGGCGAGAGCGAUGCUGCCAGCCAGCCCGACGUGGACCAGCACCUCGCCAUGAUGGUGGCGCUGCAGGAGGACAUCCAGUGCAGGUAUAACCUGGCGUGCCACCGGCUGGAGACCCUGCUGCAGAACAUCGACCUGCCGCCGCUCAACAGUGCCAACAACGCACAGUACUUCCUGCGCAAGCCGGACAAGGCGGUGGAGGAGGACACGCGGGUCUUCUCGGCCUACCAGGACUGCAUCCAGCUGCAGCUGCAGCUCAACCUGGCGCACCACGCCGUGCAGCGGCUGCGCGUCUCCCUGGGCGCCAGCCGCAAGCUGCUGCCCGAGGCCUACGACCCCAAAGAGCUCAUCCAGAACUCCUCCACCGAGCAGCUGCGCACCAUCAUCCGCUACCUGCUGGACACGCUGCUCAGCCUGCUGCACUCCUCCAACGGCCACUCGGUCCCCUCGGUCCUGCAGAGCACCUUCCACGCGCAGGCCUGUGAGGAGCUCUUCAAGCACCUGUGCAUCAGCGGCACGCCCAAGAUCCGUCUGCACGCGGGCCUGCUGCUGGUGCAGCUGUGCGGGGCCGAGCGCUGGUGGGGCCAGUUCCUCUCCAACGUCCUGCAGGAGCUCUACAACUCCGAGCAGCUUCUCAUCUUCCCCCAGGACAGGGUCUUCAUGCUCCUGUCCUGCAUCGGCCAAAGAUCCCUGAGCAACAGCGGCGUGCUGGAGGGCCUGCUCAACCUCCUGGACAGCCUGCUGUCCCCCCUCCAGCAGCCGGCGGCGGCCCAGCGCCGGACCGAAGGUGUGCUGGACAUCCCCAUGAUCAGCUGGGUGGUGAUGCUGGUGUCCCGGCUGCUGGACUACGUGGCCAGCGUGGAGGACGAGGCGGCCGCCGCCAAGAAGCACCUGGGCGGGAAGGAGCGUGAGCGCGUCUUCACAGGGAAUCAGUGGAGCUUUAUAAAUAACAGCCUUCAAUCUCAGAGCCUAAACAGAUCAACCAAAGGCAACAGCAGCUUAGAUCGCUUGUAUUCAAGGAAGAUCCGCAAACAGCUGGUCCAUCAUAAACAGCAGUUAAAUUUAUUGAAAGCAAAGCAGAAAGCUCUGGUGGAGCAAAUCGAGAAGGAGAAAAUCCAGAGCAACAAAGGCUCCUCUUACAAGCUGCUGGUGGAGCAGGCCAAGCUCAAGCAGGCCACGUCAAAGCACUUUAAGGACCUGAUCCGUCUGCGGCGGACAGCGGAGUGGCCGCGCUCCACGCUGGACACGGAGGCCACGGCGGCCAAGGAGGCGCCCGAGGUGGAGCCGCUGCCCUUCACGCUGGCCCACGAGCGCUGCAUCUCGGUGGUGCAGAAGCUGGCCCUCUUCCUGCUCUCCAUGGACUUCACCUGCCACGCCGACCUGCUGCUCUUCGUCUGCAAGGUUCUGGCCAGGAUCGCCAACGCCACCAGACCCACAAUCCACCUGUGCGAGGUGGUGAGCGAGCUGCAGCUGGAGAGGCUGCUGCUGCUGCUGGUGGGGACCGACUUCAACAGGGGGGACAUCUCCUGGGGCGGGGCCUGGGCCCAGUACUCCCUCACCUGCAUGGUGCAGGACAUCCUGGCAGGCGAACUGCUGUCCCCCGUGUCGCUGGAGGGGAUGGAGGAGGGUGCUGUGGGGGAGGAGGCGGGGGCGUCGGCUGUGGACUCGGACGACUCCCUCCCGCAGCCCGCCCCCAUCCCCCUGGUGGAGACCAUGGACGAGGCGCUGGCCCCUGAUAUCAUCUCAGGUGCACCACCUCUAUCAUCUUUGGAAAAAGAUAAAGACAUAGACUUUGACUUGCUACAAGACCUCAUGGAUGUUGAUAUUGAUCCUUUAGAUAUUGAUUUGGAAAAAGAUCCCCUCGCCGCCAAAGUCUUUAAGCCUAUAAGCAGCACCUGGUACGACUACUGGGGCGCUGACUACGGCACCUAUAGUUACAAUCCCUACAUUGGGGGUGUGGGCAUCCCCGUGUCGAAGCCGCCGGCCACCACUGAGAAGCCUGGAUCCCAAAGUCUGUCCGUCUCCGUGUCACAAGCGCUGGACGCCCGUCUGGAGGUGGGACUGGAGCAGCAGGCGGAGCUCAUGCUCAAGAUGAUGGCCACGCUGGAGGCCGACUCCAUCCUGCAGGCGCUGACCUCCACCUCACCCACAGUGUCUCAGUCUGCCAACGGGACGGACGACUCUCUGCUGCGGGGGCUCCACGGCUCCCCCCAGGGCAGCAGUUUGAUGGUGCAGUCCUCCUCCAUCCCCAUGCUGAGUGCCUGCUUCAACAAGCUGUUCUCCAUGCUGCAAGUGCACCACGUACAGCUGGAGUCUCUGCUGCAGCUGUGGCUGACUCUGAGCCUCAACUCCUGCUCUGCGGGCGGCGAGGAGAGCGGCUCCGACGUCUUCUUAUUCAACGCCAGCCGAGUGCCCACCAUCCCGCUCAACCAAGCCUCCAUCAGCAGCUUCCUGACGGUGCUGGCCUGGUACCCCAACACCUCGCUGCGGACCUGGUGCCUGGUGCUGCACAGCCUCACCCUCAUGACCAACAUGCAGCUCAGCCCCGCCUCUAGCAAUGCAAUGGGGGCCCACGAGAGCACGGCCCAGCAGAUGGUUUCGGACCCCGCGCUCGUCCACGUCCUCGUGCGCUUCCUGUCCGGGAGCAACCCGCACGGCACCAGCCAGCACAGCUCUCAGGUUGGGCCCACCGCAACACAAGCUAUGCAAGAGUUUCUGACCAGACUCCAAGUGCACCUUUCCUCAACCUGCCCGCAGAUGUUCAGCGAAUUCCUGCUCAAACUCAUGCACAUACUGUCUACUGAAAGGGGGCCCUUCCAGUCGGGGCAGGGCCCUCUGGACGCGCAGGUGAAGCUGCUGGAGUUCACGCUGGAGCAGAACUUCGAGGUGGUGUCGGUGAGCACCAUCCUGGCCGUCAUCGAGUCCGUCACCUUCCUGGUGCACCACUACAUCACCUGCUCGGACAAGGUGGUGUCGCGCAGCGGCUCGGACAGCUCGGUGGGCGCCCGCGCCUGCUUCGGCGGCCUCUUCGCCAACAUCAUCCGGCCCGGCGACGCCAAGGCCGUCUUCGGCGAGAUGACGCGCGACCAGCUGAUGUUCGACCUGCUGAAGCUGGUCAACGCGCUGGUGCAGCUGCCGCUCUCGGGAGACCGGGAGUUCAGCGGCCGCCUGCCGGCCGCCGGCAGCAGCGCCUCCGACAGCGUCUCGGACGAGGAGAAGGUCUGCGGCAGCAAGGAGGGCUCCAACGGCGGCUCCGCCCCCCACCAGGGCCCCGCCGCGGGCGUGGCCGACCUGGUGCUGGCCAAUCAGCAGAUCAUGAGCCAGAUCCUGUCGGCACUGGGCCAGUGCAACAGCAGUGCCAUGGCCAUGAUCAUAGGAGCCAGCGGCCUCCACCUCACCAAGCAUGAGAAUUUCCACGGCGGGCUGGACGCCAUUUCGGUGGGCGACGGCCUGUUCACCAUCCUGACCACGCUGAGCAAGAAGGCCACGUCCGUGCAGGUCAUGCUGCAGCCCAUCCUCACCUACAUGGCCUGCGGCUACAUGGGCCGGCAGGGCUCCUUGUCCACCUGUCAGCUGUCGGAGCCUCUGCUGUGGUUCAUCCUCAGAGUUCUGGACACCAGCGAGGCCCUGAAGGCCUUCCACGACAUGGGCGGGGUGCAGCUGAUCUGCAACAACAUGGUGACGAGCACACGGGCCAUCGUGAACACGGCGCGCAGCAUGGUGUCCACCAUCAUGAAGUUCCUGGACUCCAGCCCCGGGAAGGCGGCCGACGGCAGCCUGAAGGCCCGGGUGCUGGCCUCCGAGCCCGACAACGCAGAGGGGCUGCAUAACUUCGCCCCGCUCGGCACCAUCACCUCCAGCAGCCCCACGGCGCAGCCGGCGGAGGUGCUGCUGCAGGCCACGCCCCCUCACCGGCGGGCGCGCUCCGCCGCCUGGUCCUACAUCUUCCUGCCCGAGGAGGCCUGGUGUGACCUCACCAUCCACCUGCCGGCGGCCGUGCUGCUGAAGGAGCUCCACAUCCAGCCCCACCUGGCCUCGCUCGCCACGUGUCCCUCCUCGGUGUCGGUGGAGAUCAGCGCGGACGGGGUGAACAUGCUGCCCCUCUCCACGCCCGUCAUCACCAGCGGCCUCACCUACAUUAAGAUCCAGCUGGUGAAGGCGGAGGUGGCGUCGGCCGUGUGCCUGCGGCUGCACCGGCCGCGUGACGCCAGCACCCUGGGCCUGUCCCAGAUCAAGCUGCUAGGCCUCACCGCCUUCGGCAACACCUCCUCCGCCACCGUCAACAACCCCUUCCUGCCCUCCGAGGACCAGGUCUCCAAAACCAGUAUCGGCUGGCUGCGGCUGCUGCACCACUGCCUGACCCACGUGAGCGACCUGGAGGCCAUGAUGGCCAGCGCCGCCGCCCCCACCGCCAACCUGCUGCAGACCUGCGCGGCUCUGCUCAUGUCGCCCUACUGCGGCAUGCACUCGCCCAACAUCGAGGCCGUGCUGGUGAAGAUCGGCCUGCAGUCCACCCGCAUCGGCCUCAAGCUCAUCGACAUCCUGCUGAGGAACUGCGCCGCCUCCGGCACCGACCCCGCCAAUUUGAACAGCCCUCUGCUCUUCGGGAGGUUAAACGGCCUCUCCUCCGACUCCACAAUCGAUAUCCUCUAUCAGCUGGGGACGACCCAGGACCCUGGAACAAAAGACAGGAUCCAGGCGCUGCUGCAGUGGGUGCACGACUCGUCACGCGUGGCGGCGCUGAAGCGCAGCGGCCACGUGGGCUACGUGAGCCCCAGCAGCUCGCCGCGGGAGUACGGCCUGCUCAUGCCCUCGCCCUCGCACCUGCACUGCGUGGCCGCCAUCCUGUGGCACAGCUACGAGCUGCCCGUCGACUACGACCUGCCCGUGCUGCUCGACCGCGAGCUCUUCGAGCUGCUGUACGGCUGGUCCAUGUCUCUGCCCUGCAACAUGGUGCUGAAGAAGGCGGUGGACAGCCUGCUGUGCUCCAUGUGCCACAUCCACCCCAGCUACUUCUCCCUGCUGAUGGGCUGGAUGGGCAUCGUCGCGCCGCCCGCCGCCCGCUCCCAGGCCCAGCACCGGCUCUCCAUGACGGACGACGGCAAGAAGCAGCACGACCUGAGCGCGGCGGGCCUGACGGACGACUCCAAGCACGCGCAGGCGCCCGUCGCGCUGUCCGAGUCGCAGCUGGCCACGCUGGCGGCCGCCUCGCAGUCGCCCGAGGCCAUCAAGCAGCUGCUGGACUCGGGGCUGCCCUCGCUGCUGGUGCGCAGCCUGGCCAGCUUCUGCUGCGGCCUGCUGUCCAGCGCCGAGCUCCCGGUGCCUGCCGAGGCCCCGGCCCCGGCCGCCGCCACUGCCGCCACGUGCGACCGCCAGCGCCGCCACCCGGCACACCCCCCGCAGCCCCCCGCGGCCAGCAGGGUGCCGCUGACGGCCGAGCUGGUGGCGCCCGUGCUCCGCUUCCUCACCGAGGUGGGCAACAGCCACGCCAUGAAGGACUGGCUGGGCGGGCCCGAGGUCAACCCGCUGUGGACCGCCCUGCUCUUCCUGCUGUGCCACUCCAGCGCCAGCGCCAGCGGGGGCCACGCCCACGCCGCGCCGCCCGCCGCCGCCACCGCCGCGCCCGCCCCGGCGCAGCCCUCGGGCUCCCGCUACUCGCUGGCCUCCUCCGCCAGGGGCGGCGGGCUCACCACGCAGCAGCGGACGGCCAUCGAGAACGCCACCGUGGCCUUCUUCCUGCAGUGCAUCUCCUGCCACCCCAACAACCAGCGGCUCAUGGCUCAGGUGCUGUGCGAGCUCUUCCAGUCGGCCCCCCAGCGGGGGAACGUGCCGAUCUCCGGAAACAUCUCCGGCUUCAUCCGAAGGCUCUUCCUGCAGCUCAUGCUGGAGGAUGAGAAGGUCACAGUCUUCCUGCAGUCCCCCUGCCCGUUGUACAAGGGGCGCAUCAAUGCCACCAGUCACGUGAUCCAGCACCCCAUGUACGGAGCAGGGCACAAAUUCCGCACCCUGCACCUCCCCAUCUCCACCACCCUCGCUGAAGUCCUGGACCGGGUCUCUGACACCCCGAGCAUCACAGCCAAGCUGAUCAACGAGCAGAAGGAGGACAAGGAGAAGAAGAACCACGAGGAGAAGGAGAAGAUGAAGGCGGACAGCGGCUUUCAGGAUAACUACAGCGUGGUGGUGGCCUCAGGCCUGAAGUCCCAGUCGAAGAGGGCCGUCUCCACGCCGCCCCGCCCCCCUUCCAGGCGGGGCCGGGUGAUGAGCGACAAGCUGACGGCCUCGUCGGGAGUGGACUCCUCCUCCAAAACCAUCAGCGUGCCCGUCUUUCACCUCUACCACAAGCUCCUCCCAGGUCAGCCCCUGCCCGCCGAGAUGACGCUGGCCCAGCUGCUGACCCUCCUGUACGACCGCAAGCUCCCGCAGGGCUACCGCUCCAUCGACCUGACGGUCAAGCUGGGCUCCAAGGUCAUCUCCGACCCCGGCCUCUCCAAAACGGACUCCUUCAAACGCCUGCGCACUGAGAAAGAGCACGGGGAGAUGCUGAACGUCUGCCCCGAGGACGAGCCGAUGACCCCGGGCGAGGAGUGCUUGGAGGCGGCCAUCGACGAGUCCCUGCUGGAGACCAGCCCCAUCCAGUCGCCCCUGCAGGUGUUCGCCGGGAUGGGCGGCCUGGCGCUGAUCGCCGAGAGGCUGCCCAUGCUGUACCCCGACGUCAUCCAGCAGGUAAGCGCCCCUGUGGUGCCCUCCACCACCCAGGAGAAGCCCAAGGACAGCGACCAGUUCGAGUGGGUGACCAUCGAGCAGUCGGGCGAGCUGGUGUACGAGGCGCCCGAGACCAUCGCCGCCGAGCCCCCGCCCAUCAAGUCGUCGGUGCAGACCAUGUCGCCCAUCCCCGCCCACUCGCUGGCGGCCUUCGGGCUCUUCCUGCGGCUGCCGGGCUACGCCGAGGUGCUGCUGAAGGAGAGGAAGCACGCACAGUGCCUGCUACGGCUGGUGCUGGGUGUCACCGACGACGGGGAGGGCAGCCACAUCCUGCAGUCGCCGUCGGCGAACGUGCUGCCCACGCUGCCCUUCCACGUGCUGCGGACGCUCUUCAGCACCACGCCCCUGACCACGGACGACGGGCUGCUGCUGCGCCGCAUGGCCCUGGAGAUCGGCGCCAUCCACCUGAUCCUGGCCUGCCUGUCCGCGCUCAGCCACCACGCGCCGCGCGUGCCCAACGCCAGCGCCAACCAGGCGGAGUCUCAGGUGUCGAGCGGACACGCCGGCGGCACCAGCGAGGAGCAGCAGCUGUACUGGGCCAAGGGCACGGGCUUCGGGACGGGCUCCACGGCCUCGGGCUGGGACGUGGAGCAGGCCCUCACCAAGCAGCGGCUGGAGGAGGAGCACGUCACCUGCCUGCUGCAGGUUCUGGCCAGCUACAUCAACCCGGCCGGGUGCACGGGCUCGGGCGAGAUGCCCACGGGAGAGAGCCGCGGGCACAACAGCAACGCCCUGCCCUCAGUCCUGCAGGAGCUGCUCAGCCAGUCCUGCCUCAUCCCCGCCAUGUCCUCCUACCUGCGCAACGACUCUGUGCUGGACAUGGCGCGGCAUGUUCCCCUGUACCGGGCCCUUCUGGAGCUCCUCCGGGCCAUCUCCACCAGCACGGCCCUGGUGCCCCUGCUGCUGCCCCUGUCCGGCGACCCCAGCGAGGAAGAGGAGGAGGAGGAGCGCUCCGAGUGCCAGACCUCCGUGGGCAUGCUGCUGGCCAAGAUGAAGACCUGCGUGGACACCUACACCAACCGCCUCAGGUCAAAGAAAGACAAGAGCAAAGGGGUGGUGAAGGCAGAAUCCUCGGACCCGGAGCCAGAGGGCCUUACACUGCUGGUACCGGACAUCCAGAAAACAGCUGAAAUUGUCUACGCUGCCACUACCAGCCUGAGGCAGGCCAACCAAGAGAGGAAGCUGGCCGAGUCUUCCAAGAAAGCUGCUGCCCGACCAAAGCCCCUUUCUGUCCUGCGCUCCCUGGAGGAGAAGUACGUCGCCGCCAUGAAGAAGCUGCAGUUCGACACGUUUGAGAUGGUCUCGGAAGACGAGGACGGCAAGCUGGUGUUCAAGGUGAACUACCACUACAUGUCUCAGGUGAAGAACGCCAGUGAUGCCAACAGUGCCGCCCGCGCCCGGCGCCUGGCGCAGGAAGCUGUCACGCUCUCCACCUCCCUGCCCCUCUCCUCCUCCUCCAGCGUCUUCGUCCGCUGUGACGAGGAGCGGCUGGACAUCAUGAAGGUCCUGAUCACAGGCCCUGCAGACACCCCGUACGCAAACGGCUGCUUCGAAUUCGACGUGUACUUCCCACAAGACUACCCCAACUCACCCCCCCUCGUCAACCUGGAGACCACGGGGGGCCACAGCGUGCGCUUUAACCCAAACCUUUACAAUGACGGCAAAGUGUGUUUAAGUAUACUCAAUACCUGGCACGGGAGACCAGAGGAGAAGUGGAACCCUCAGACCUCUAGCUUUUUACAGGUGCUGGUGUCGGUCCAGUCGCUCAUCCUGGUGGCGGAGCCCUACUUUAACGAGCCCGGGUACGAGCGGUCGCGAGGCACCCCCAGCGGCACUCAGAGCUCCCGCGAGUACGACGGCAACAUCCGGCAAGCCACCGUCAAGUGGGCCAUGCUGGAGCAGAUGCGAAACCCCUCCCCCUGCUUCAAGGAGGUGAUCCACAAGCACUUCUACCUGAAGCGGGCGGAGAUCAUGGCGCAGUGCGAGGAGUGGAUCGCAGACAUCCAGCAGUACAGCAGCGACAAGCGGGUGGGACGCACCAUGUCUCACCACGCCGCCGCGCUCAAGAGACACACAGCCCAGCUGCGGGAGGAGCUCCUCAAGCUGCCCUGCCCCGAGGGCCUGGAGCCCGACGGAGAAGAGUUCUCAGAGAAGAGCGCCGCCCUCAUGGCCAAGGAGCCAGCCAACCAGGACGCGGAGAAGCCGAGUGGCAGCCAGGAUGCCCACUGCAGCGAAGGCCAGCUAUGAGCUCCUCCCACCCCCCCUCCCCCCCGACGCUGGGGCCACUCCUCUUCAUAACUAUGACUAUUGACAUUAAACAGACUUGACGGCUUCGAAGCACAAGCCAACAUUUUGUCAAUAUUUGUAUGUAAGAAUCUAAUUAAGUAAUAGCUAAAAAGAGAAGGAAGAAGAAGAAAAAAAAACAAACCGAAAACAAAACUGCUUAAGAAAACCAACAAAAAAAUCCCUGAAACUAUGCUAUGCCCUUAAGGAAAGACAGUCGACAAAACAAAAUGAUCUUUUAUUUACCUGUAAAAGAGUGUAAACUUUUUUGUGCUUUUAUUUUUCAAUUGUGAAAUAACCACUGAUUGGUAUGUUAUUAAACUUGUUUAUGUAUACAUAAUGGCAGAGGAAAUCACGAAUAUAUAAGGGAACUACCUUUAGAAAAGAAUGUUUACUGAAUGUUAAUUUCCAUUUUUGGCUGUUAGUGCAAGGACAGUUGUAACCAAGAAUAUAUUGGUCAUUCUUUAAGGAUACUAUUUAAAAGAAAAGAUUAAAACACACAUACACUUUCUUCGAUUUAAGGAAUCUUCUGGUUGCCCAUUUACAUUGCUUAUUUGAUUUCUACAGACUCCUGUAAACUUCAAUAAAGGCUUGAAUGGACAUUCUUUAUUGCUAUGAUUACUUGUUACCUUUUUACAGGGCGAAAUACAUGUUCAGUGAAAUGCGUACACUGAUUUUUUUUUUCUUUGCCUCACUAAUUUUAAAUGCAAGUUUAAUAAAUGCAACCUGUUUUACUUUGCUCGGAUAUAUGAAUCUCAGGGUGCUUGGGUGGAUGGGAGGUGUGUGCGUGUGUGUGUACCAAUCAAGCCGAGUGAUGUGUGAAACCCUCUUGUGCCUUCACAGUCUCUCGAAAAAAAAAAAAACGCACCGCAUCCACGACACACGCUCAAAGGCGCAGAAAGUCUACCUUUCUAACAGCUCCCUCCGUUAUGAUUAUUUGAGAUUCCUGCACAUCAAUAAUUCAUUCGCCUCUGGCACACGCAUCUUUGUGAGAGCUUUUUCUUGAUUUGGAUUGUGGACGGGGAGGGAAAACCUGGAGAUGCAUGGGGUGUUCGGCCGGCAUUUAACUCAGCUUACAGAUGCAGAUCGAUUGUGAAAAUUUGUCUUUCUGCGUUUUUGAAAAGCACUUGGGCUUGACUCUGUAGAGGGGUUAAAAAAAGCGACAUGGUAUUAAUCUGAAAGAGUGAGGAGGAACGAUGACUUGAAAAGCAAAAAAAAAAAAAAAAAAAAAAAAACAGGUUUUUGCACAGCCAUUAAACUGUAGCUAGCUCUGUGUAGAUAAGUUGUAAUGGUAAUUACCUGUACUGUGGACUUUAAAAUACAUC
Megalops cyprinoides (Indo-Pacific tarpon) is the source of this 16297-nucleotide messenger RNA. It is a transcript of the gene birc6, whose product is annotated as baculoviral IAP repeat containing 6. Gene Ontology annotation, molecular function: ubiquitin conjugating enzyme activity; cysteine-type endopeptidase inhibitor activity. The record is from RefSeq and is a predicted model, not a curated record. NCBI's taxonomy places the organism in Eukaryota, Metazoa, Chordata, Actinopteri, Elopiformes, Megalopidae. Bases 219 to 14936 code for a protein of 4905 amino acids. Gene Ontology annotation, biological process: regulation of cytokinesis; negative regulation of apoptotic process; apoptotic process. The transcript is spliced from 74 exons. Gene Ontology annotation, cellular component: nucleus.